This is a messenger RNA of Salvelinus sp. IW2-2015, 1829 nucleotides long. RefSeq names its product serine palmitoyltransferase, long chain base subunit 1 (gene sptlc1). Gene Ontology annotation, cellular component: endoplasmic reticulum. Gene Ontology annotation, biological process: sphingosine biosynthetic process; ceramide biosynthetic process. NCBI's taxonomy places the organism in Eukaryota, Metazoa, Chordata, Actinopteri, Salmoniformes, Salmonidae. Gene Ontology annotation, molecular function: pyridoxal phosphate binding; serine C-palmitoyltransferase activity. The record is from RefSeq and is a predicted model, not a curated record.
GUAACCAAGAUGGCGUCGGGGCAGCAGUGGGUGUUAGUGGAGAUGGUACAAGCACUCUACGAGGCACCUGCCUACCAUCUGGUCUUGGAAGGGAUCCUCAUAUUGUGGAUCAUCAGACUGCUGUUUUCAAAGACGUACAAACUACAGGAGCGUUCAGACCUCACAGAGAAGGAAAAGGAGGACUUAAUUGAAGAAUGGCAACCAGAACCCCUUGUCCCUCCUAUGUCCAAAGACCAUCCUUCCCUCAAUUAUGACAUAGUCACUGGCCCACCAAGCCACAAAAUCAUUGUAAAUGGAAAAGAGUGCAUUAACUUUGCUUCAUUUAACUUCUUGGGUUUCCUUGACAACGAGCGAGUGAAGCAAAAGGCCUUGACUUCUCUCAGGAGGUAUGGUGUUGGUACCUGUGGUCCAAGAGGUUUCUAUGGAACCUUUGAUGUCCACUUGGAGUUAGAGGAUCGUUUGGCCAAGUUCAUGAAAACAGAGGAGGCCAUCAUCUAUUCRUAUGGCUUUGCAACGAUAGCUAGUGCAAUACCUGCCUACUCCAAGAGAGGAGACAUAGUGUUUGUGGAUGAGGCAGCAUGUUUCUCCAUACAAAAGGGUCUCCAAGCCUCCCGCAGUUUCAUCAAGUACUUCAAACACAACGACAUGGAAGAUCUGGAGAGACUGCUCAAAGAGCAGGAGAUCGAGGAUCACAGGAAUCCUCGGAAGGCCAGAGUGACCAGGAGGUUCAUCAUAGUGGAGGGGCUGUAUAUAAACACUGCAGAUGUUUGUCCCCUUCCAGACCUGGUGAAGCUGAAGUACAAGUACAAGGUCCGCAUCUUCCUGGAGGAGAGUAUGUCGUUCGGGGUGCUGGGAGAACAUGGCAGAGGGGUUACGGAACACUUUGGGGUCAACAUUGACGAUAUUGARCUCAUUAGUGCCAACAUGGAGAACGCUGUGGCUUCCAUAGGCGGCUUCUGCUGUGGAAGGUCGUUCGUCAUAGACCAUCAGCGCCUUUCAGGCCAGGGGUACUGUUUCUCUGUUUGUCUNNNNCCCAUGCUGGCUGCUGCAGCCAUAGAGGCCCUUAACAUCAUGGAGGAAGACCCAGAAAUUUUUACCAUCCUGAGGGAGAAGUGCAAACACGURCACAAAGCGUUGCAAGAAAGUCCUGGGAUGAAGGUAGUAGGGGAAGCUUAUGCCCCUGCGCUUCACCUACAGCUAGAGAGAAGCUCUGGAUCCAGAGACACGGACGUGAGGAUGCUUCGCAYCAUCGUAGAUUACUGUUUGGAGAGAGAGAUCGCACUCACCCUAGCUCGGUACUUGGAUAAAGAGGAGCGGUUUCUCCCUCCGCCUUCGAUCCGGGUAGUGGUCACCAUCGAGCAGACAGAAGAGGAGAUUGAGAAAGCUGCGUCCUGCAUCAAAGAGGCAGCUCUGGCUAUCCUCAAAUGAUUCCUGGCUCCUGAACAACCAGACCUGGAGUUCUCCGUUCUCAGUUUGCCGACAUUCCCAGGAUUCACCUCCAGGCUUCGCAGAGCAUCAWUUGACAGGGAAGUUGGAAAGGUCCAUCAAGGCAUAGCCAGGUGCGUUCAUCCACAAACUCGAGGAGGAGAAGACUCAAGGGUGGACAACACUUUCUGUGAGGAGCGUUGUCGAUUUUUAAAUCAGAUUAUCCUUCUCACAGCUACUUAUUUAUGUUUGACCUCCCAUUUGCUGACGGUCCUCAUUCACCUUCUCACGUAUAAAUGAAUGUAAAAUCUGGGCCUCGUCCCCCAACCGUCAUUCAGUUCACUAUCUGUUUGAAUGAAGGUUGAAAGUCUUAACUAAUAAACAAUAAAUAUUUGUAACCAAGA